Molecule: messenger RNA, 3145 nt
Organism: Spinacia oleracea (spinach)
Lineage: Eukaryota; Viridiplantae; Streptophyta; Magnoliopsida; Caryophyllales; Amaranthaceae
Product: beta-xylosidase/alpha-L-arabinofuranosidase 1
Exons: 6
Coding region: 625-2997 (790 amino acids)
Biological process (GO): arabinan catabolic process; xylan catabolic process
Cellular component (GO): apoplast
Molecular function (GO): xylan 1,4-beta-xylosidase activity; alpha-L-arabinofuranosidase activity
Source: RefSeq, a predicted model, not a curated record
GACAACAAGAGUUUGUAAUUUGGUGAAAACUUUUGUUUUUAAAAGAAUUAUUAUUAUCAUUAUUAUUCGAUAAACGUUCUACAAAUUAAUUACAUUGAACUUUAUAGGUCAAGUCUUUGCAACGAUAAAGCUUUUUAGGAUAAUAUUCUAAUUCCAUGAUUAGCUUAGUGUUUAAUACUAACUUAGUUUUUAAGCGUAUUGAUUUUGUGUUGCUUUAGACAAGCCAAUAUAGUUGUUGAAUUUCUUGUUAGCACAACAAACAUUAGCUUCCUUUAUUUUUCAUCAACCAAAAUUCAAUAAUCAUGAAUCCGUGCUCAUUUAUUAACCUGAUUUUUUCUAUCUGAAAUUAAUUAAACAUUAUUAAAAUCUAUUUUCAUCGUAAAUUAAACUCAACUUUCAAUUACUUACAUAAAAAUAUGAAACAAGUGUAACUAAAGUGAAGAGAACAAGACAUUAAUUUGAUCCUACGCUAAAAAUCACAUUAUUUCCUUACCUUAUCCACCAAAAAAACAAAAAAAAAAAAUCUCAUACUACGUAACAUCCAACUAUAUAUCCACUAUAAAUAUAAGUAACCAACACCACUAUAAGUCACAAGGCCCCAUCUUAAAUUCUUAACCCACCAAAAUGAUUUUUUCCUUGAAAGAAAAUUCUUUAGCCCAAAAAAUGGGCUCCCAUAAAAACAGAGCAAAAACUUGCUCUGUUUCCCCUGUUUUGACCUUACACACCAUUCUUUUAGUCACAUUAUACUCUUUAAGCAAAAUUCAAGGGCAAUCACCCCCUUUCGCCUGUGAUACAGCGAGCAAUGCUUCGUUGUCGAGUCUCGGGUUUUGCAAUACGGAAACGGGUAUGGAGGAUAGGGUUGCAGAUUUAGUCGGGCGGUUAACCCUACCGGAAAAAAUCGGAUACUUGAUAAGUGGAGCAGCAAGUGUAAGUAGACUUGGUAUACCAAAGUACGAAUGGUGGUCCGAAGCAUUACAUGGAGUCUCUAAUACGGGUCCGGGUACUCGUUUCUCUAAUGUGGUUCCUGGUGCUACUAGUUUCCCUCAAGUUAUUACAACUGCUGCAUCAUUCAAUACUACACUCUUUGAAGCCAUAGGAAAGGUAGUAUCAAGUGAAGCAAGAGCAAUGUACAAUGUAGGAUUAGCUGGAUUGACAUAUUGGUCACCAAAUGUGAAUAUAUUUAGGGACCCACGUUGGGGAAGAGGUCAAGAAACACCAGGAGAAGACCCACUUCUUUCAAGUAAAUAUGGUUCUAAUUAUGUUCAAGGUUUACAACAAUCUGAUGAUUCUGAUCCUAACAAGCUUAAGGUUGCUGCUUGUUGCAAACAUUACACUGCUUAUGAUGUUGAUAAUUGGAAAGGCGUUGAUCGUUAUCGCUUCAAUGCCGUGGUGUCACAACAAGAUUUGGAUGAUACAUUUCAACCUCCUUUUAAAAGUUGUGUUGUAGAUGGGAAUGUUGCUAGUGUUAUGUGUUCCUACAACCAAGUUAAUGGCAAACCUACUUGUGCUGAUUCUCAUCUUCUUUCUGGAGUUAUUAGAGGAGAUUGGAACUUAAAUGGCUACAUUGUUACAGAUUGUGAUUCAAUAGAUGUCUUGUACAAUUCUCAACACUACACCAAAACCCCUGAAGAAGCUGUAGCUCAGUCAAUUUUAGCAGGGGUGAACCUUGAUUGCGGAUACUUCCUUUCGAAGCACACUCAAGGUGCAGUAGACAAAGGACUACUUAAAGAAUCAGAUAUCAAUAAAGCUAUCUCUUACAAUUUCGCAACAUUAAUGAGGCUCGGUUUCUUCGAUGGUAAUCCCUCCAAGAAACUUUACGGAGAUCUUGGUCCAAAAGACGUGUGCACACCUCAACACCAGGAGCUAGCUCGUGAUGCUGCAAGACAAGGCAUUGUUCUUCUACAAAACACUGCAAAAACAUUACCAUUUACUGCUUCAAAUAUCAAGUCAGUUGCUGUAAUUGGACCUAAUGCUAAUGUUACCAAAACAAUGAUUGGAAAUUAUGAAGGAAUUCCAUGCAAAUACACAACCCCUUUACAAGGCCUUGCUUCAUACACUUCAACAACUUACCAACCUGGUUGCUCUAAUGUAGCAUGUGUUACAGCUCAACUUGAUGAAGCAAAACAGAUAGCUUCAACUUCAGAUGCCACUGUUUUGAUUAUGGGUGCUGAUCAGUCUAUUGAAGCAGAGAGUCGAGACAGAGUUGAUUUGUACCUUCCUGGACAGCAACAACUACUCGUUACAGCAGUUGCAAAUGUUUCCAAGGGACCUGUGAUUCUGGUUAUAAUGUCUGGUGGUGGUAUGGACAUUACUUUUGCCAAGAACAAUGACAAAAUCAAGAGUAUUUUGUGGGUUGGUUAUCCGGGUCAAGCUGGUGGUGCUGCUCUUGCUGAUAUCAUUUUUGGUGCUUACAAUCCUUGUGGAAGACUACCAAUGACAUGGUAUCCACAAUCCUACGCAGACAAAGUACCAAUGACAAACAUGAACAUGAGAGCAGACCCUGCAACAGGAUACCCAGGAAGAAGCUACAGGUUUUACAACGGAGAAACAGUAUACAGUUUUGGUGAUGGAUUAAGUUAUUCAGACUUCACCCAUCACCUGGUAAAAGCACCCACAGAAGUAUCAAUCCCCUUGCAGGAAGAACAUGAAUGUCGUCAUUCUUCUUCAAACUGCAAGUCAAUUGAUGCUGUUGGAGAGCAUUGUGAGAACUUAGGAUUCGAUUUACACCUGAAAGUGAGGAAUAAUGGGAGUAUGGGAGGAAGGCAUACAGUGUUCUUGUUCACAUCACCACCAUCAGUUCAUAAUUCACCAAGGAAACAGUUGAUAGAGUUUGAGAAGGUAUAUUUGCAUGGGAAUACUCAAGGUAUGGUUGUGUUUAAGGUGGAUGCAUGUAAACAUUUGAGUGUGGUUGAUGAGGUUGGAAAUCGUAAAGUUGCUUUGGGAGUUCAUCAACUACAUAUUGGCAACUUGAAUUACUCAUUCAAUGUCAGGAUCUGAUUAUUAAGCUAAGCUAAGCUAAGCUAAGCUAGUUAGUAGACUUGAUUGCUUUUCAAUUGAACUUAUCCAAGGAGUCGUAAGAUUCCUCACAUUGUCACAUUGAUCAAUGAAUUCUAUAUUCAUGUUCCAUCAUUUUUAAAUACUUAUC